AUGAUCAACGGGCGAGGGUACGCGCUGAGCACAUACACUGUAGCCAGAUCUCGGCAUAUGUCACAGUUCCCAGCGCGAAGGGGAAACCUCUCGCCAACAAGACAUAUCCAUCGAACAUGCAUGCGUUCGUGGGACCGUCCGCCGCGCACUCCAAAUAGCGGCCCUCAAAAACCAUCGGGAAUUGCCGUGCAGCACGAGCGCGCCCCGCGGUCCUGUCAGAAGCGGCCGAUGUUCGCGCCCGACCUCCCCGGCAGCGGCGCCUUCCCGCCCGUGUCCGUGGGCGGCGGGACGGGCCUGCCGCCCCUGCCGCCCUACUACCCCGCGCUGCUGCCGCCCAUGCCGUUCAAGCCGCCCUUCCUGCCCAUGACGCCCUCCAUGGCGCCCCUCACGCUGCACCUCAGCCACAACUCGGCCUUCAAGCCCAACAUGGCCAUCCUCGGCGGCGACCUGCGGCGGCCGCUUGCGGACGCGGGGCUGCGGCGCUCGCCCUCGCCGCCCGACUUCAAGCCGCCCGCCGCCGACCGCCUAGAGGCCAAGUUCGCGCCCCGCGCCCGCAGCCCCGACUUCAAGGCGGCGGUCGAUGAGCGCGCCGCCGCCAAGCCGCCAAUCGCCGAGCGGCUGGAGCUGAAGCCGCCGCCGGCGGCUGCGGCAGCCAAUGGGCGACGCGAUGGAGGCGCCGCGGCCGGCCAAUGA
Messenger RNA from Penaeus vannamei (Pacific white shrimp), 693 nucleotides. NCBI's taxonomy places the organism in Eukaryota, Metazoa, Arthropoda, Malacostraca, Decapoda, Penaeidae. The record is from RefSeq and is a predicted model, not a curated record.